AUGCAUCAUCGCACUGCAGUCACACGCCGAGAGGCAGAGUAUGUGGCGCUGUCGGCAGACACGACCGAAGGGGACCUCAAACAGCGACGCGAGAUCAUCAACGGAAGCGUUCAACAUUUGGAUCAGCCGCCGGUGAUCGCCGCCACCCAGGGCAGAAUUCUGAUUCUUGAAGGUCUGGAGAAGUGUGAGCGCAAUGUGCUUCCCGUCCUCAACAACUUGCUGGAGAACAGGGAGAUGUCUCUCGAAGACGGCAGGAUGCUCAUCAGUGCAGAUCGUUACGACAAGCUCAAGAAAACGCAUUCCAAGGAGGACUUCAGACGACUCGGGCUGGUCAAAGUGCAUCCCAACUUCCGUGUCAUCGCUUUGGGACUGCCGGUACCGAAAUACCCUGGCAGCGCCUUAGACCCGCCGCUACGCAGCCGGUUCCAGGCUCGCGAGAUCUCCGGCUAUUCAAUUGGCGUGCAGUACGCUGCCCUGCGCAGCUUUGUGCCGGAUAUGACCACCAAUCUACUCCGCCGCCUUCUCUCGGCCGUCGAGGCACUGCAUGGAGUCAUGGGCAUACCACACAUGGGCGAAAGCGGAGUGAUCUCGAUAGCGACGCUGCUGUCGCACUUCCCAAACAUUGACCUGGGCAAGUGUCUUCCCCGCGUGUACCCCUACCGCCUGCUCAUGGAAAAAGAGGACCAGGAGACGAUCGAAGUCGCGCUGCAGAGAUUUGGGCUGGUCCAGCAGACCAUUCAACCGCCAACCGACAAGAAGCAAGCACCUAUCGACUACGACGAAAGCUACGAACUUGUGAGCGUGCGAAGUGUCGGACCCGCGGAUGCCCUAGCGACGGCUCAACUCAAGUUCAGACACAAGCUCACUGGACAAACCGUCGAUGUAGCGGCGCCGGUGGGCAAGCACGUCGGCCUCGAGCAGCGUCACAGGGGCUUUGUCUUGACCCCCUACAACGACUACCUGGUCACGAGCAUGAUCCAAGACCACGCCAUCAACAGGGACAUCUGCAUCGUGGGCGAGAAGGGCAUGGGCAAGACCGCGCUCGUCAAAGAAUUCGCUGAGCGCCUGGGCUACGCGUCCAACAUACAGAUCGUGAACUGUUACAAGGACAUGACCUCGCGGGACCUGCUGCAGCGGCGCAUCACCAAGCCCAACGGGGCGCAUCGACUUCCCGCCACGACGCUGAGCAUGCUGCAGCGUCUGGUAUCCGACAGGGAGAUCACCUUGUUCGAUGGGACGCGUCUCGUGCGUGUGGAUCGCUACCAGCGUAUGGUGAAAGUCUUGCUGGAGCAAAAGACCAAGAGCUCUGGCGCUGAGAAUCACGAAGGUGAUGACGAAGCUGAUGACGAAGAGAGCGAAAUGGAGCGACGUAUGGGGGUUGACCGAUUGAGGGAGACCGAGGAGGCCACCACUGGCGAUGCGUGGGACCAAGCCAAGGUUGAGCGCGAGCUCAAACGGCGCAAGAUCGUUCCCAUCUCCCCUGCGUUCCGCAUUGUCGUUCUCGCCAAUCCGCCUACGCUCAAGCAGGGCGUCAACUGGUUGACGUCGGAAGUGAUCACCCUGUUUCACUUUCAUCAUCUGGCCUUAAACGACGCGGCGUUCUUUGACCAGAAGGCCGACAUAUUGCGCACCCUCUUCCGCGACCACCCGAGAGGGCUCGAGGUGCUGGAGAAGACUUUGCGCUUCGAUAUUGCGCUCCACGGCAACAAGAUAGGCGGCGUACCCAAUUGUUUGUCCCUGCGGCAGCUCAUCCGCACCGUCCGCUUGUCGAGGGGACUGCUGGCUAACGUUCAUAACGACUUGUCAGAUGCGCUCAAGGUGGAGCUCAUUAAGUCGGACGGCAGGGAGGUGGUCAGAAUCGGCGACGUCACCGCGGAGGUGGAGCAGCCCGAGCUUGCCGAUCGUAUGCUCGAGCUCUUGGGCAAGGAGCGGGAAUACAUGCAGCUGCACAGGGACACCACGGUGCAGUCGCUCACCUCUGCGCCAUCGUUGGCGGACGGUCGCAUCGUAUGGAUGGACUCUCCGCUCGUGCGCGCCGUCGUUCACGGCCGCGUUCUCGUCCUGGAUGAAGCGGACAAGGCGCCCCUUGAGGUGGUUUGCGUGUUGAAAGGGCUCAUUGAGGACCGUUACAUGCUGCUCGCCGAUGGCCGGAGAAUCAUGGGCGAGAAGGCUACGGCCAUGGAAGACGACGUGGUGUUGGUUCACCCCAAGUUCCGCGUCAUCGCCUUGGCCAACAGACCUGGUUAUCCCUUCUUGGGCAAUGACUUCUACCGCGAGAUCGGAGACUGUUUCUCCUGGUAUGGCCACAGUAUCGCGGCUGCGCCACGCACAAUCGUGAUCGUGGAGUGCCUCACUUUACAUAACGUUUUGGUAACAUCCCACAGCCACGCGAUCGACAACCCGGACACCGCGUCGGAGCUGGCGCUGUUGCAGUCCUACGGUCCCGAUGUCAACUCAGAUAUUUUGCAGCGCCUGACUCGUCUCUUCAACGACCUGCGCCAGUCUGUUGACGAGGUGCGCCAUCGCCAGCACUACGGCCGCUCGGGCCAACUGUCGUAUCCCUACUCGACCCGCGAGUUGGUGAAUCUCAUUCGGCAUCUGCAGCACUACCCCAAGGACUCCCUCCUGCAGAUCCUCGAGAACGUGUUCUCGUUCGACAUCUUCAACCCACAGCUGCGCGAGCACCUGGCCCAAACGUUUCACAGGCACGGCAUUCCGUUGGGCAUCAUGGACAAGUCAUUGUUCAAGAUCAACGUGGGCGGGAUCACGCCGCUGCCCCCGUCCGUGCCCCACGAGCAGUGGACGGUCCUGGGCAACGGCAAAGCACACUACCUCGAAGUGGAGGCCACCAAGCUCCCCUUGAAGGUCUCCAAGGGGUGGUCGUGGCCUCCGCCGCACAUGCUCGAGUUGCGAGGAAGGACCGAGGCCAGGGUUCACUCGUUCACCGAAGCUAAGUACUCGUGGAGCAUCGUCACGCCGGGCAUGCCCAUCGCCAUGGUGAGCGGCAAGAAGGGCGAGCUGCACGUGCUGGUCGACCACCCGUUCGGGAUCCACUCCUACAACGGCAACCACUCAGCCUAUUCCAUCACUCCGCUGGGUGACAACAUGCCGUUCUUCUCGCCCUCUUCGACCAACCCCAAGCUCGCCUACCUGCCUCUGACCGACAGAUUGGUGGUGUUCUUGCCCUCCCACAACGUCUUGCUGCUGGUCGACACCAAUCGCAGAGAGACAGUACCCAUCAACAUCCCCGUCCCUGGCAGCCAACAGUUCUCCCUCUUCGGGAACAAGCUCUAUCUGUCCUCGCAGCGCCCGCAGCGCCCUGCGGUCCUGACGAUGAGCGAUGCGCUCGUGCUUGCCGCCGGAGUCGACGAUGGCCCCGACGCCACCGCCGGCCGCGAGGUGCUGGUCCUCCACCAGAAAGAGGGCCGCCUGCUCCUCUUCGUGGACCUGGGCGACAUGAGCGUGCACCGGUACUUUAUGCCGCAUCACUUCAAGCUCAACCGCGUCUUCCUGCCGAGCCGCGACGUCGUCAUCGUCGAGGGCGCCGGCGGCCAGCGAGAUCACCUCUUCAUCGGCCGCUGGCCACUCGCCGCCUCGUCGGCGGGCGCUGCCGCCGCCCAGCAGAGAUGGGCGCCGCUCCUGCGCUCGCCCCUUGCCGCCACCGCGGCGACGCUGCACAGGCCCGCGGCCGCGCCGAGCUUCCCCGCGGCACCGUCGACAUUCCCGACCCAGUUCGAUUUCAUGUCGACCGAGGCCCAGCCCAACUCGUGCAUGACAUUCCUAUCGUCGGCCGAUCCGCACCGCCCGAUGGCGGCCUACGCCGACUUUGUCGACACGUCAGCGUCACCGCUGCUGCUGGCCCGUGGCGACAUCGGCGGAGGCGCGACGCUCGCCGUUCACUCCUUCCCUCGACCCAGCGCCACAGCUUUCGUCGGCGACGAGACAGCCGCGACCACGACAGUGACCGUCAACGAGCGCGCCCUCUACCUGCGCCGCUCGCGUCAACUGCUCUCCCUCAGCCGCAGGCGCUCGCUCAAAGGCGCGGACACGGGUGAGCCGGACGACGGAGUGCUGGAGGUGCUCAAUCUGGAAACGGCUAGCGUGCGUAGCAUUCCGCUGUCGCACGUGCAUCUCCUGGGCCUCGACCCCAAGCAAAAGGACGACCUCCGGCUGAAGAAGCGCCUCUCGCGACCCGACCACCCCAUGGCCCGCUUUCGUGGUUCGAUGAACGAGGUGCUGAGUCUGUGCGAGCUGACCAACGGGGAGGUGGCCCUCCUUUGGGAGGACGGCACCGUCGCCGUGCUCGAAGUCGACCCGCCGGCCAUCGAAGACAGCCUCCAGCGAUGGAAGUCGAUCGUGGGGCUGUCGCAGUCAGCGGUGAACGAGGACGGCUCGUCGUCGCUCGAGAUCGAGUACGAGCACAACGGGAAGGAGGCCGAGGGACCCAAGCACGGCAAGAUCGACCCCGAGAACACGCCCCACGUCGGCGGCAACACCUGGGCCGGCGGCUCCGGCGGACGCGAUACAGCCGGGCUCGGCGGCAAAGGCGGCGCGUACCGGUCGGACAGCGGCCACGAGGUGCACCAGCUCACCGAGGCCGAGAAGGAAUCGGUCUCCGCCGAGGUCAAGGCGGCCGCCAAGGAAAUGGCCAAGAAAGCGCUCGAGAAGAAGCUGAAGGAGAUCGACAUGACCGAAGGCGACCUGCAGCUCUACUCCAACUACCUGCAAGCUGUCUCUCAGCAGGUGAGCCAGCUGCGCGUGAUCCUCGCGGCGGUGGAUGCCAAGGCCAAGGAGCGCCAGUGGCUCAAGCUCAAGACCUCGGGCGACCUCGACGACAUGCGGCUGGUGGAGGGGAUCACGGGCGAGAAGACCAUCUACAAGCACCGAGGCGAGCACGACCCGACCCCCGGCGGCCCGCAGGAGAAGCCCAAGCGCCUGGUCUUUGCCUUCGAUGUCUCGGCUUCCAUGUACCGCUUCAACCAAGCUGACCGACGGCUUGAGAGGAUGCUGGAGACGGUGGUGAUGAUCAUGGAAUCCUUCAAGGGCUUCGAGCACAAGUACUCCUACGCCAUUGUCGGACACGCCGGUGACGGGCCGGAGGUUCCAUUCGUGGAGUUCGGUAAGCCGCCAAAAAACGAGAACGAGGCGCUCAAGGUGCUGCGCCGCAUGCACGCCCACACCGAAUACUGCCCCAGCGGAGACUCGACCGUCGAGGCCCUUGAGGUGGCCAUCGACCGGGUGCUCGCCGAGGAGGGCGAUGACUACUUCGUGUUCCUCCUCUCCGACGCCAACCUGGGCCGGUACGGGAUACCGCCGAAGGAGAUCGGAAAGCUGAUUACGGGCGCGACGGAGAAGAAGGUGAACAGCUACGUCAUCUUCAUCGCCUCCUUCCACGACGAGGCCGACCGGUGGCGCCGCGACCUCCCCGUGGGGCGCAGCUACCUGUGCCUCGACACCGCCAAGCUGCCCUACAUCAUGAAGCAGAUCUUCACCACCAACCUCAUGCCCUGA
Molecule: messenger RNA, 5511 nt
Organism: Acanthamoeba castellanii str. Neff
Lineage: Eukaryota; Discosea; Longamoebia; Acanthamoebidae
Product: ATPase family protein
Exons: 38
Coding region: 1-5511 (1836 amino acids)
Cellular component (GO): cytoplasm
Molecular function (GO): ATP hydrolysis activity; ATP binding
Source: RefSeq, a predicted model, not a curated record